This is a messenger RNA of Chenopodium quinoa (quinoa), 875 nucleotides long. RefSeq names its product protein RADIALIS-like 3. Lineage: Eukaryota; Viridiplantae; Streptophyta; Magnoliopsida; Caryophyllales; Amaranthaceae. The transcript is spliced from 2 exons. The record is from RefSeq and is a predicted model, not a curated record. The coding region runs from base 314 to 547 and encodes 77 amino acids. Gene Ontology annotation, molecular function: DNA-binding transcription factor activity.
GUUUCAAAAGAGGGAAGGGUCACCACUUGGAAUACCUUUUGCAGGAUUCUCACAGCUGGGACUAACCCCACAAACAACUUUUCCUCCAGUUUAUAAGGAGGUAACUCUGUUAAUCUCAAACCAUUCCCAUCCUCAAUCCAAGGAGUCUUCCUGUACUUAAGUGACUAGUCUUUUUCUCCGGUCACAAUUCUUUUGCUGCUCAUUUCCUCCUUGAACGUUUGGAUUGUCAACCAAAAAAUAACCUCCCUGACCUCAUUCGUCCUAUACGCUUCCAGAAACACCAAGAGUUCAAUUAGUCAUUUUAAAGUCACAGAUGGCAUCAUGCAGUUCCAACUCCUCAUGGACAACCAAGCAAAACAAACUGUUCGAAAAGGCCUUGGCUUUAUAUGAUAAGGACACCCAAGACCGCUGGCAAAAGGUUGCCAAUGUCGUUGGAAAAUCUCCAGAAGAAGUAAAAAGGCACUAUGAAAUCCUUGUUGAGGAUGUUAAAAGCAUUGAGCAAGGUCAAGUUCCAUAUCCUUAUAGAUCAACAGGAAACAAUGGCUAAACAUCAAAAAUCUGCAAGUGAAGGCUAUAUGCUCAAAUUGCAGUAAUGGAGUUAUAGUAAUUAAAUUAUCCUACCAUGUGUAAAGACGGCGAAAGCGGAAUUCUGGGUACACCCAUCCAUAAUUAUUCCAAGGAAGUUCUCUUGGGCAAUUUAUCAGUCAAUUUAAGUACAUUUCCAAUUUUCAGUGCAAUUAGCCAAGAAUUAUUAUGUGUAUUCCAUUAUCAGAUGACCUAGUAAUUGUGUUCUUAAUUAUUAUUAUGUGUAUUCCAUCAUCAAAUGAUCUAUUGUAAUUGUUGUUUCGGUUGAAAACAAUGGGACCUUGCCGAAG